This is a messenger RNA of Trichoplax adhaerens, 642 nucleotides long. RefSeq lists its product as uncharacterized. The transcript has a single exon. The record is from RefSeq and is a predicted model, not a curated record. Lineage: Eukaryota; Metazoa; Placozoa; Uniplacotomia; Trichoplacea; Trichoplacidae. Bases 1 to 642 code for a protein of 213 amino acids.
AUGUCCGCUAGUAAUCCAGCUUCCGAUCCACUGUCAUUUCUUGCAAAUGACGACACCAGCAGCUCUGAUAGUGAUGAUGAAAAUAUCAAAUCUCAGCCUGGCCAAUCGACUGUGACUACUACUACUGAGGAUAACGCAUCGAUCAAUAAAACUGCUAAAGGGAUAGUCCUACCAGAUCCAGAAGCCAUCUUAUCUAAAAAAACCAGACCAUCAUUUUAUCGCAAUGAUGAUGAUGACUAUUAUAAUAUAAUCAAUUGGGAAAUAGUUAGUGAUCAAGUAUUCAGUAGUGCCAAAGCUAUGCAUAAAAAAGUACCUACUAUUAGUGGGCCAAUGUCAAGUAAUCCUAACGUAGUCUCUGCAGCUCCCGUAAAGUAUUCCGAAACCAAUGAUCCAUCAAGCAAUGCAGAAACGACGGAAAAUGACCUUGAUAAGGAGAGCUCGAAAAUGAUGGAAAAUCAACCAACAACAUCCAAUAUCGCCCAUGAUAAAUUUCCAACCAAGAGAAAAACUUCUGAUGCAGCGAUAACUUAUCGUCAAAGAGAAAAAAGAAAAAGAGAUCUUGGACAAUCUGCUAGAGGAAAGAGCUAUGUGGAAGAAGAAAAGCGAAUUCUAAAGCAAUCAUUUAAUAAUGACCGCUUCUAA